AUGUCAGCAACAACAGGUACGCUAACCGCUACCUUGGCAAAGGACGUCGCAGUCGCCACUGCUACUAAAGUGUCGUCUGACGUGGGUGAUACUUUGUAUUCAUACCUGCCCAAAGUCGAUCAGUUUUAUAUUCCAGAAUGGCUUACGAUGCAGUUUAUUGCCAAUAACCUCAUUAGUUUUACCCCUCUAUUCUCCUAUGGUACCACAAUUAUCAGCAUCGAGAAAUGUAAGACCGCUUUGGGAUUCUCCAUAGAUAUUUGUGCCACAAUGUUGAUUGCCAGUAUCUUAAGGAUAUCUUACUAUUUGAUUACACCAUACGAAAUCACGUUGCUGAGACAAUCAUUGGUGAUGAUUUUCAUUCAAUUAAUCCUAUUGAAAACAAGUUUAAAAUAUAGACCCGACGAAUACAAAUAUCAAAAUUUGACCGAUGUUGAAUCAUUGUCGCAUUUGAUUCAUGACAUAUGGUUCGAGUUUUUCAGUUGCAUUAACAGACCGAAAUUUUUAAGUGAAGAUUGGAAGAACCUGAUCAAGUCACUAUCAUUCACAAACUUGUUGAAAUUUACAUUUAAAAUUUUUUUGGCAUUCUUAUACAAAAUCCUAAAGUUCUUCGACCCGAAUUUUAAAAGAAUUGGAGCAUUUUGGCAAUGGGACAACGAUAGGAAUUUUUGGAGGUUUUUGGCGCUAUUUGCAACCUUACAAAUACUACUCACAUUUUGUAUCUCGAACAUUUUAAACUGGGACUCAUUGGAUCAAGGUCUUGGCUCCAUUAUAGGGUCGCUGGGUUUGCUAGUAGAAUCUCUUCUCCCUCUACCACAAAUUGCCAUUCUUUACAAACUAAAAUCCGUCCAGGGUUUCAAACUAAUCCUAUUGGUAAGUUGGCUUUGUGGUGAUACCCUAAAGAUCACUUACCUAAUUUUUGGUGCAAAAAAUAUUUCCGCAUUAUUCGUUGUUUUUGCGUUAUUCCAGAUGUCGUUAGAUUUUUACAUCGGCGGUCAAUACAUUUACUAUAGAUACUACUAUCCGAAACUAAGACAUAUCCACCAUCCCAAUAACAGCAAUCCACCAUCAGAUGAAGAGGGUGAAAGCGAAAUGUACGAAUUGGACCUUUUCAAUACUUUACAAAAGGAUGUCGAAAAGGCCUUGAAACACGAUAGUCAUGAUACAUCAGAUUCACCUCAAUAUGAUCAAGUAGGUAAAUCUCAGCCACAUACGGUUACAGUAUAA
This is a messenger RNA of Saccharomyces eubayanus, 1224 nucleotides long. RefSeq names its product Any1p (gene ANY1). The transcript has a single exon. Bases 1 to 1224 code for a protein of 407 amino acids. Gene Ontology annotation, cellular component: endosome; trans-Golgi network. The record is from RefSeq and is a predicted model, not a curated record. Gene Ontology annotation, biological process: retrograde transport, endosome to Golgi; phospholipid translocation. NCBI's taxonomy places the organism in Eukaryota, Fungi, Ascomycota, Saccharomycetes, Saccharomycetales, Saccharomycetaceae.